This is a messenger RNA of Wasmannia auropunctata (little fire ant), 2259 nucleotides long. RefSeq names its product dual specificity protein phosphatase 12-like (gene MKP-4). Gene Ontology annotation, molecular function: protein tyrosine/serine/threonine phosphatase activity. Bases 330 to 1367 code for a protein of 345 amino acids. Gene Ontology annotation, biological process: protein dephosphorylation. NCBI's taxonomy places the organism in Eukaryota, Metazoa, Arthropoda, Insecta, Hymenoptera, Formicidae. The transcript is spliced from 2 exons. Gene Ontology annotation, cellular component: nucleus. The record is from RefSeq and is a predicted model, not a curated record.
CAGCAGGCAGGCCUAUUCUCGAGCACGCCGAACGAGUGAUGUGACGGGGUGCACAGCUGAUUUUGAAAAAUUGUUACCUUUCGACGACAAUAAUGUUGGGUAGUGGCGAUAUUUCGCGAUCAAGCAUCAUCGACGCCCGUUGCGCGGGCCCCGAAGAUUCCUGAAGAUGAUUUGACAUUCGAUCGAAUUGAUCGCCCGGCCGUUUUCUACGCCCCGUCUACGGAGUACGGACCGCCAGCAGCAGGUGGAAUAAUCGCGCGCGUGUGUCGUUUUUGUUUUGUCGUUGUCCGGGGACGCACUCUCGAGUCGAGAGCACCAAAGUGCUGAGCAUGGCGCAGGAAGACGCGAGUAAGUUGACAAGAGAGGAUUUUGACGCCGGUCCGUGUAGCUUCGAUGAGAUCGAGCCGGGCUUGUUCCUGGGCAAUCUCACGGCCGCCACGGACGUCGACUGGCUGAAGAAGGCUGGAAUAACUCAUAUACUAACAAUAGACUCCUGUCCGUUGCCAAGAAAGAUCCAGGAACGUCUGCCGAAUUUAAGCGUAAAGUACAUCCAAGUGACGGACAUGCCGCGGGAAGAUCUGCUGACGCACUUCGAGGACUCGUACGAUUUCAUCGAUCGCGCCCUCGAGUCCGACGGCAGGGUGCUGGUGCACUGUUACUUCGGCGUGUCGCGAUCCGCCACCGUGGUGAUCGCGUACGUGAUGAAGAAGCGCGAGCUGAGCUUCGUGGACGCGCUCCAAGUGGUGAAGUCGAAGCGCCGCUUCGUCGCGCCGAACCCCGGCUUCGUGGCGCAGCUGCGGCUCUACGAGGAGAUGGGCCACGGCGUCGACAGCACCAACGUGCAGUUCAAGAUGUAUCGCUUGCAGAUCGCCGCCGACAAGGUGCGCAAGGCGCGCAUCCUCCCCCAGAGCUGCGUCGACCUGGUGAGGCCGGAUCCCGCCCUUACGACCGUCCGCCCCGAGCCGUCGGUUUACCGCUGCAAGAAGUGCCGUCGCAUCGUCGCGAGCGCCAGCAACAUUUUGCCCCAUGCGCCGCGCGAGCGGCAGAUCUGGCGGCAUAUCAGUGCCAAAAGCGCCAAGGACGGCGAGAACUGUGACAAAUUGGUCAUCCAGAGGAGAGACGAGUCGGCGCGGGUCGAGCUCUGCGACAAGAUCUACUUCGUGGAACCGUUGGCCUGGAUGCCCGACAUCACGCACAACGUCGAGGGCAAAUUGAAUUGCCCCAAAUGCAACACGAAGCUCGGCUCGUACAGCUGGAUCGCCGGCAGCCAGUGUCCCUGCGGCAGUAAGAUCGCGCCGGCGUUUUAUCUGGUGCCAUCCAAGCUCGACUGGAGCAACGUUGUGCAGAACGUUCAGGUAACGGUAUAGUACUGAGGCACGGUGUAAGAAAUACUACGUUGGAAAUGUACCAAAGCAAUCAAUCUUGAAUGAAUUUAUGAAGAUGGAAAUGUUGAAUUUUAUAUUCGAUGAUGAAAUUUUUCAAAGGUUGAUAUACUUACCAAGGCAAUACAAGUCAGGAAGAUGUUAAAAAAAGCGUCGAAUACUUUUUAGAGACGCUAUAACGUUUUGGAUGCCUUGUAGGUAUCCUUUUGAUGUCUUUUAAAUGUUUGUCUUGUUAAAUUAUAAUAUCAUUAUGGUCCAAAAUGAUUGAUUGUACACAUUGAUAUUUAACCCUCGGCAGAUAUACAUGUAUCUUUUUAAGCUGUUAAAUUUUAAGUUCAUUCCAUGUAAAAAAUAUCGUUCAAAUUAAAAAAAAAUCUAUUAAAAGAAACAAUUUAAUCAUAUCACUUUGCGAACGUCAGGUCUCGCAUUAUUUACACUUUCCUUCAGUUAUACCAACGUUUUAUAUCAAGAGAUUUAAGAAAAGUAUCCGUAGUAUCUGCUGAGGGUUGAGAAUAACGCAUUCCAAGAGUGAGACAAAAUACGAAUACGAUCAAUAUGUACCGGUUGACUUAUAUUCUAAUCCCGUGCCAAUAUAUAUUUCGAUAUGUGUACAUAUAUACAUGUAUUUGUUACAUAUAUCUAUAUGUUGCGUACUUUUCUGAUUAUAUAUAUAUAUACAUAUAUCUAUCUCAAUGAGAAAACAUACCCGAAGAUGUCCUCCGAUCUCAAUGUUUUUAUUGCACACCACGUUGUCUUUAUCUAUACCGUCUACAUAUGUCUGUGUUAAGACCGUAACUUCGUGUAGAAAUACCAUUUUUCUGUAUAUCCUGUACUUAAAAUAUUGCGAUGUUCUAAUAUAUUUCCUCAUAUAACUUAA